UUCGCCGAAUUCCGUCACCGCUCCCUACUCGCCUCUCUGAGCCCCUCCCUCCACUCCAACGAUGAAUUAUUAAACUAUUUUCUUUAAAAAAUUAAUAUUUCCAAUCUCAGGCUCUCAGCUCCCGUUGUCUCUUCUCAGAGCUCCCACAGCUCCUUUAUAAAUAACCGAAGAAAGCAGGGAAAGGGAACUUAUUGUUCUAGAAAAUAAAAAAAAAAUAAAAGAGGGAUAGACAUCUCGAGAGGAUGCCGGAGAGCGAUGGCGGCGCGAGCCAAAGCUCAAACCCCACUCCCGGUCCAAGCCCUAACCCAAGUUCUAGCCCUAGAAAUGGCGAGAGCGCGCCCCAGCUCAAGAAGUCCCGGACCAUCUCCGCCGGUGCCGGCGCCGUCUUCCCCGGGCCCCUCCACCCCGCCGUCCGCCGCUCCUCCACCGCCCCCCUCCCGCCCCCCCGACGCCUCACCGUCGCCAUCGACGACCCCUCCGACGCCCCACCCAAUGCCGGAGCCUUCGAUCGGGAAUGGUGCUUCCCGUCCUUCCUCGGGCCCUACCCCUCACGCCCGCGGACCGCCUCUCGGACGCCAGCCGGGGCCCGGCCGUCGUCCGCGACGAGGCGGACGGAGUUUCCUCCGCGCUUGCCGGACCAAAAGUGCCCGGCGUGGGCUGCGAAGUCUCCAGAUCGGCCUCUAGCACGUGUCUCGGAGGUGGAGAAGAGGAAGGAGGCAGUGAAGCGGCCGCUGGUGCUGGAAGAAAGGAGGCAGCUCUCACUCCCUUCUUCUACUUCAGCUGCUUCGGAUAGAGGAGCAGCUCUCCGGUUUGACAAUUCUUUGAUUCUUUUGCUUCUACUUGUAGUUUCUGUAUCAUGUGCUUUGUUUGCACUUUCUCAGCGAAAGAGAGUUUUAGAGCUUGAGCAAGAGAUUAACAACGUCCCUCAGUUGUGUAGAGGAAAUGGUGUCGACAGUGAUGAUGGUGGUAAAAUUUUGCAGCCUGAGGAUAGGAAUUCCGUUUCUCAUUUUGGUAACAUUGACGGUAGAACUGUUGUUUUGUAUACUGUGGUGAUCUCACUAGCGACACCUUUUUUUCUUUUUAAAUGCCUCGAUCACCUGCCUCGAUUGAAGACGCCAUCAAAAAGUCUGAAGAAUAACGAGGAAGAAGCUCCUUUAAAGAAGCGGAUUGCAUAUAGAGUGGAUGUAUUCUUCUCUAUGUAUCCCUAUGCUAAGCUUCUUGCUCUUCUUUUUGCUACUGUGCUUCUUAUUGGAUUUGGCGGGUUGGCAUUAUAUGCUGUUAGUGAUGCUAGCCUUUCUGAAGCUCUUUGGCUUUCGUGGACCUUUGUGGCGGACUCUGGGAACCAUGCUGACCAGAAUGGGCUGGGGCCAAGGAUUGUUUCAGUGUCUAUCAGUUCUGGGGGCAUGUUGAUAUUUGCUAUGAUGCUUGGGCUUGUAUCAGAUGCAAUAUCAGAAAAGGUGGAUUCUUGGCGUAAGGGGAAGAGCGAAGUGAUUGAGAGUAAUCACAUCCUAAUCCUUGGAUGGAGUGACAAACUG
This is a messenger RNA of Elaeis guineensis (African oil palm), 1535 nucleotides long. Lineage: Eukaryota; Viridiplantae; Streptophyta; Magnoliopsida; Arecales; Arecaceae. The record is from RefSeq and is a predicted model, not a curated record.